Messenger RNA from Meriones unguiculatus (Mongolian gerbil), 1632 nucleotides. It is a transcript of the gene Nqo1, whose product is annotated as NAD(P)H quinone dehydrogenase 1. Gene Ontology annotation, molecular function: NAD(P)H dehydrogenase (quinone) activity. The transcript is spliced from 6 exons. NCBI's taxonomy places the organism in Eukaryota, Metazoa, Chordata, Mammalia, Rodentia, Muridae. The record is from RefSeq and is a predicted model, not a curated record. Gene Ontology annotation, cellular component: cytosol. The coding region runs from base 254 to 1015 and encodes 253 amino acids.
GGGUAUAAAGCCUGCAAGAGCUCAGCUCGCCCAGCUUACACUCUCCCCUGCAAAGCUCCUCUGUGCCCUCCUGGCAACCAGCUGUUCAGCCAAUCGGCGCUUGGCACUAAGGUUCACCCGCAAUAUCCGGAGCCAUGGCUGGUGAGUACGGGCGCCAGCUCCAGCGUGAUUCUUCCCGAGGAGGACGCGGGCUUGCUUGAGAAGAGCUCUGAUUGUAUUGGCCCAUUCAGAGAAGACGUCGUUCAACUAUGCCAUGAAGGAGGCUGCUAUAGAGGCUCUGAAGAAGAAAGGGUGGGAGGUGGUUGAAUCUGACCUCUACGCUAUGAAUUUUAACCCCCUCAUUUCCAGACAGGACAUCACAGGUAACCUGAAGGACUCUGAGAACUUUCAGUAUCCUUCUGAGUCAGCUCUAGCAUAUAAGGAAGGCCGCCUGAGCCCAGAUAUUGUGGCCGAACAGAAAAAGCUGGAAGCUGCGGACCUUGUGAUAUUUCAGUUCCCAAUGCACUGGUUUGGAGUGCCUGCCAUUCUGAAAGGGUGGUUUGACAGAGUGCUCGUUGGAGGAUUUGCCUUCACGUAUGCCACCAUGUAUGACCAGGGCCCUUUCAAGAAUAAGAAGACCUUGCUCUCCAUCACCACUGGGAGCAGCGGCUCCAUGUAUUCCCUUCAGGGUAUCCACGGGGACAUGAACGUCGUUCUCUGGCCAAUCCAGAGCGGCACCCUGCAUUUCUGUGGCUUCCAGGUCUUAGAACCCCAGCUGGUGUACGGCAUUGGCCACACCCCUCCCGAUGCCCGGACGCAGAUCCUGGAAGGAUGGAAGAAACGUCUGGAGACUGUCUGGGACGAGACACCACUCUAUUUCCCUCCAAGCAGCUUGUUUGACCUCAACUUCCAGGCAGGAUUCUUACUGAAAAAGGAGGUUCAAGAGGAGCAGGAAAAUAGAAAAUUUGGCCUUUCUGUGGGCCAUCACUUGGGCAAGUCCAUUCCGGCUGACAACCAGAUCAAAGCUAGAAAAUAAGAUUGUUUUUAUCCUAACAUGUGGUUAAACCUACGUAUCUUCUCUUCCAGCUUCCCUGACUGGCUUUCUUUUUUCCCUUUAUUCCACAAGAAUAGGAGAAGAAGUAGGCUCUCGCCUCCGACAUUUUUGGAUAGGUCUAUCAUCGAGUGCUUGUAGGGUUGCCGACAGCCAUAUGAACCGCAUCGGAUUAGACGCCACAGGUGGCCUGGGCUGUGAAGCAGGGAGAGGUGGAAGCAAGCUGGGACACACUCUCCCGUGUCGUCUCUGCAGGAUGGCCCCUUCACUUAGGGCUAGCCCUGGCUACGUGGCAUCCAACUCCCCAGCGACUUGUUUCUCUUAAUUACCCCUCGGUGGUUUAGGGCAGAAGGGAAUUUGCUCAAAGAAAACAAUGGCUGAAGGACCAGCUUGUUUGGUAGUUAGCGAGCUAGAGCCUGCUUAUGCCUCAUCCUGGUUUCAAUUAGUGUGCCCGGACUGGCGUGCCUUCCAGGGGAAUUGGUCUCCAGCUCUUCUCUGUCUUGCACACAGCACGCCCAGGUCCUGGGAAGUGAAUACUGAAACAGGUCUCUGUCUUAUUCUUCCAUCCCCCUCCCCCAAAUAAAUGAACACAUUUGAUGGUG